AUGUUGGAAACCGGUACAUCCGUAGUAGAGGGGAUUGAUAAGCUUCAGUUGAGGACAAAGAAUCAUAGAGUGUGUGCCUUGAGAAGCCUGGAAUCGGGUGGUGAGCAUAACGGCACUCCUGGAAAUGGCGAACCCAUUGCCGUAGAGGAGGAGUAUCUCCAGACUCGGCUUAUCUCUGCCGAGGAAGUUCGAAAGGACUUGUGUGCAUGGAAGCCUUCAAUGGUGGAAGAAUACACAUCGCUAGUGCACACCACGGGAACAUGUAGCCCGUUGAGUCACGAGGACUUUGCGGCAAUUACGGGUGACUCAUCCAAGAAGGUAGAGGUGCUCCCGGGGAAGGUAAUCUUCUCAGUCAAGGCCCGAAGCGGCCGAAAGAAGACUCGAAUUGUAGGGUGUGGAAAUUUCCAGCAGGGUUGCCCAAGGACAAAGCUGGAUACUCAUGCGUCUGGUAUUUCGGCCGAGUCCAUCAGACUGCUAGUUCGCUUCGCAGGGCAUAGUCAGUGGACAAUUUCAACGACGGAUAUCAAAACAGCCUUCCUGAACGCCCCGAUUGUUACACCCAAUGAAGAGACAAUCAUCGUUAGGGUUCCAAGUAUCUUGAGGGCUGCGGGCGUAUGCCAGGAAGCAUACUGGCAAAUCAAGAGGGCCCUGUAUGGAUUGGAUGUCGCGCCGAGGAGUUGGACGCUGUUUCGGAACAAAACCUUGGGGUCCAUCGAGCAGCUGGGUGAUGGGACUCGUGUCACAUGCAAGCAGCUACCGGCAGACUCCAAUAUCUGGGAAGUCAUUGAUGAAGAUCGCCAAGUUCGGAUUGCGUUGAUAGGGGUGUACGUCGACGACUUGAUGCUAGUGGCACCCGAGAGUCAUCAAGAAGUGAUGAUGAAUACUCUGAGAGGUCUGUGGACGACCUCGGAGCCAGAAGUGGUGGAAGAAGGCAAAGAUGUCUCCUUUGCUGGAUAUGAGCUGCGGAAGUGCGGUGAUGCUGUUUGCCAUCAGAUUUCAGUGGAUCCUGCUGCAGCCUGUGAUGCCGGGCUGGUUGUCAUGCAGUAUCUGAAGAAAACAAUGUCUUACAGUCUUCAAUAUGGCCCGGCACCUCAGAACUAUGGAGUGUGGAAUGAGCUGCAGUUCAAGAGAGAGGCUACCCUUGUUGAGAUCUUCACAGAUGCAUCGUUCUGUCCGGAUGAGAGCUGCAAAUCUUUCCAAAGCGCUAUGAUGUUUUGGGGAGGCUGCUUGGUGAUGUGGGCGGGAAGUCGCCAGAGCUUGAUUGCAGCAUCAACAGCCGAAGCAGAGCUGAUCAGCAUGGUGGAAGGGUACUCAAUGGGCAGAGCCUUCUUGCCCACCAUAGAAGCUUUGUGUCGAGGUUACAGCAGUGGGUCUGGAAGUUCUGAUGACGCAGAAGUUUGCACCAAAGUGCUGUAUGGUGACAAUGCAGCAGCAAUCCAGCUUACCCAGCUCGAUGCUGGGGCAUGGCGGACACGUCAUCUCCGACUACGUGGUGCAACGCUGCGUCAGGCUGUGGAGGACCUGGGGUGGAAAGUGGUUCACUUGUCAGGCCUGUACAUGCCGGCAGAUAUUGGAACAAAGGUUUUAGGCUUGGAGGGGCGUCGAGCACCAGAGAGGUUUGGGGAGCUCACUGUGGCCAGCUUUUGCAUAGGUUUAGGCCCUAUCCAUUCGCCAAGAUCUGAUGGAGAGUUCCCGAAAAGUAAUCCUCAGGCAAUGAGAGAGCCGUUGCUGGGCUCAGGCACUGAGGAACCAGGGACGGGGAGGCUGAGAUCCGGUGAUGUAGGUGAGGAAGGAGGAGUCACAACAUAUGAAGAUGCGUUUCCGGCUGUAGGGCAGGAGGCUGAGGCCUACCGGCCUACUUAUGAGGACUUGAUUGCAGCGUACCCUCAGGAGCUGGAGGGCGAACGCCGGUUGAGGGAACAGCUGUAUGAAAGCGAGCGGUUUGGUCAAGAGUACGUUGACCGAUGUACAUACCUGCGCAGUCUGCUGCGCGAGCGUAGCGUGGAAAUAGACAGGUACGUAGAGGAGCUGCAAGCGGCCCGCGCCGAAAAUUACAGACUGAGAGCCAGGGAAACUGGGGGAGAUCCUCGGUCGGCCUCCACCGACGAGCAGGCGACUGCUCAACUGCAUCACCCCGAUGUCCGCGGGGCCUACAUGCAGAGUGAAGAAGUAAGAUCGGUAGAGCUUGAAGGUCGGGCUCCAACCGUUCAGCCACCACCAGAGCUGAUUGCACGAUAUGUAGAUGAUGAAGCUUGGAUAGUUCAGGUCCCGAAUCAGCCGGCAAACCAGCUUUCGUCUUCUGAAGAUUCGGAGCUGGAAG
Symbiodinium necroappetens is the source of this 2320-nucleotide messenger RNA. The record is from the annotation of a GenBank genome assembly. Lineage: Eukaryota; Dinophyceae; Suessiales; Symbiodiniaceae.